Messenger RNA from Oncorhynchus kisutch (coho salmon), 1534 nucleotides. RefSeq names its product homeobox protein Hox-A7-like. The coding region runs from base 281 to 1003 and encodes 240 amino acids. Gene Ontology annotation, molecular function: RNA polymerase II cis-regulatory region sequence-specific DNA binding; DNA-binding transcription factor activity, RNA polymerase II-specific. NCBI's taxonomy places the organism in Eukaryota, Metazoa, Chordata, Actinopteri, Salmoniformes, Salmonidae. Gene Ontology annotation, cellular component: nucleus. The record is from RefSeq and is a predicted model, not a curated record. The transcript is spliced from 2 exons. Gene Ontology annotation, biological process: anterior/posterior pattern specification; regulation of transcription by RNA polymerase II.
UUUUGUUUGACAUAUUUUUAAGUGAAAAUUCGGAGUCUCACCAUCACUUUGUUACAAUGGAAUGGCCCUCCUACUCUGCAGUCUGUGCAUUAUAAUGAAAUCUCUGGUCCCGCCGGUGAUUGGCUACAUCGGUCACAGGGCUGGAUCACGUGGGUGAGUUCUUUGGUCCUGGGGAAAAUGGGGUUUGGUGUAAAUCCAGGGUGUAUUGCUGUCAUAUAUCACACUACCUCGUAAAAACGACACUGAAGAUUCUGGCCCAACAAAUCACAGAGAAAAAAAUAUGAGUUCUUAUUAUGUGGAUGGUCUUUUUAACAAAUAUACGGCGAGCGGUUCUUUCUUCCCAAACGCAGACCUAGGUUCGUGCACUCUUGUACCCGAUGGAGAAGGACCCGCAUCUGCUCACAACGCCGCAGCCCCUGCCUUCCCACCGUCCCUGUCCGGACUUUACAACGUGAACAAUGCAAUCUACCAGAGCCACCCGAUGUUUAGCCCUGGUUAUGGCCAGGGGCCGGACAUUCGCAGUCUGCACUGCAGCUCCUUCGACCAGAGUCGUCUGUUCGGGGACAGCUGUGUCCAGCCGGGGCCCCUCACCUCGCCAGAGGACAAUCACUACCGGAUGUACCCCUGGAUGAAAACAUCAGAUCCAAACCGAAAGCGUGGACGUCAGACCUACUCCCGGUACCAGACACUGGAGAUGGAGAAAGAAUUCCACUUCAACCGGUACCUGACCCGUCGUAGGCGCGUGGAGAUAGCACAAGUGCUCUGCCUGACCGAGCGCCAAAUCAAAAUCUGGUUCCAGAACCGGAGGAUGAAAUGGAAGAAAGAUCACAAGGACGAGUCCUCAAGCUCGACCCCCGGUGCCACCAGCGAGGACGUAAACGAGGAUGAUGACAGUGAUCCGGUAACCGACGGACAGUCCAAGGCCGAGGACGCCGAGGACGGAGAUUCCCAGUCCACCCGUGUGGCGUCAGAAACCCCUGCAAGAGGAGAUGGAGGCGAUUAGAAACACUCCAUAAAUGUUCAUAUUGGUCACUAAGGAAAUGUUCAUAUUGGUCACUAAGGAAAUGUUCUAGAUGCAGACUGUCACAGAAUCGAUACACUCUGUUCGAUCAGAGCUUAGAAGCCUGAUUGAGGAAACGACUUGCAGGGCUGAAAUUGAGACGCACUAAUUUAAUAUAUACAAGCUAGUGAAAACACUGGCUAUAGCUAUAAAAAUGAAUAUAGCUAAAGGAAGAUGAAAGGGAACGGAUACUACCUAUUUACUCUACGCUAUUACUAUGAAAACUCAAUUUGAUCCUUGAAUGUAGAACAAGUCUACUAUAAAUGUUAUACAAUAUUUAAUGUUAAUCGUUGGGAACUAUUAGAUAUUUUACUACUGAAAUAACAUUCCUGAACAGAGAACUACCUAUGGCGACAGUUGCAUUCAUGCAAAGAAUUUACCUCCAGUUUCAAUUGACUUCGAGGAACCUUUUUCGCACUCUUUUUGUCUCUAUUUCAAAGCGAAAUAAAUGCAAAUGUUGAAUCAUCUGGUGAA